Messenger RNA from Lolium rigidum, 1770 nucleotides. RefSeq lists its product as uncharacterized. The record is from RefSeq and is a predicted model, not a curated record. The coding region runs from base 1 to 1581 and encodes 526 amino acids. Lineage: Eukaryota; Viridiplantae; Streptophyta; Magnoliopsida; Poales; Poaceae. Gene Ontology annotation, molecular function: protein dimerization activity. The transcript has 2 exons.
AUGCUGGACACACUUGUUGGACAGGGAUUCCGAGGGCCUUCAGCAGAUGUCUUGAGGACAGAGUGGCUUCCCAAGCUUAAGUCUGAGAUUUUGCAGAGAACGGAGGAGAUCGAAAAGGAUUGGGUGACUACAGGCUGUACUAUAUUAGCUGAUUCGUGGACUGACAACAAACUGAAAGCCCUGAUCAACUUCUCUGUGUCGUCUCCGCUAGGGACGUUCUUCCUCAAAACAGUAGAUGCCUCUCCACACAUCAAAAAUCACAGAGGGUUGUACGAUCUCUUUGAUGAAGUGAUUCAGGAAGUUGGUCCAGGCAAUGUUGUUCAGAUUAUCAGUGAUAGGAAUAUAAACUACGGCAAUAUAGAUAAGCUCAUCAUGCAGAACUACAACACCAUAUUUUGGUCUCCCUGCGCUUCUUUUUGUGUAAACUCAAUGUUGGAUGAAUUCUCCAAGAUUGAUUGGGUUAACCAAUGCAUCUGUCAAGCACAAACAAUCACAAGAUUUGUCUACAACAACAAUUGGGUUCUUGAUCUUAUGAGGAAGUGCAUGGAAGGGCAGGAGCUUGUUUGCUCUGGGAUUACAAAGUCUGUUUCAGACUUCCUCACUCUGCAAUCACUGCUGAGGCACAGAUCAAAGCUGAAGCAAAUGUUUCACAGCCCUGAAUAUGUAUCUUCUUCAUAUGCAAAUAGAUCCCUAAGUAUUUCCUGCGUUGAGAUCCUCAAUGAUGAUGAGUUAUGGCGAGCAGUUGAAGAGAUAGCGGCUGUUUCAGAACCUCUGUUGAGAGUCAUGAGGGAUGUCUCAGGAGGCAAGGCAGCUAUUGGUUAUAUAUAUGAGUCUAUGACAAAGGUGAUGGACUCAAUUAGAACAUACUAUAUAAUGGAUGAAGGCAAAUGCAAGUCAUUUCUGGAUAUUGUGGAGCAAAAAUGGCAAGUAGAGCUGCAUUCGCCUCUUCAUUCAGCAGCUGCUUUCCUGAACCCAAGCAUCCAGUAUAAUCCAGACAUCAAAUUUUUAUCUACUAUCAAAGAGGAGUUCUACAAUGUCCUGGAUAAAGUGCUUACAGCCCCAGACCAAAGGCAUGGUAUCACUCUGGAACUGCAUGCUUUCAGCAAGACACAAGGAAUGUUUGCCUCUAACAUUGCUAAAGAGGCCCGCAACAACACCUCCCCAGGUAUUUGGUGGGAGCAAUACGGUGAUUCAGCGCCAGCAUUACAACACGUUGCUGUCAGAAUAGCGAGUCAGGUCUGCAGCACCCUGACCUUCCAAAGGGACUGGAGCAUCAUCCUUCAGAGCCACUGCGAAAAACGCAACAAGUUAGACAAGGAGGCAUUGGCCGACCAAGCGUAUGUGCACUACAAUCUCACGCUCCACUCCGAGUCCAGAAUGGCUACGAAGAAGAAAGUGGACGGGGAUCCGAUCGCUCUGGACCAUAUCGACAUGACCUCGCCGUGGGUCGAGGAUUCGGAUAGCCCAAACUUCACCCAGUGGCUGGACAGGUUCCCAUCAGCCUUGGAUGGUGGAGACCUGAACACCAGGCAGUUUGGUGGAUCCAUCUUUGGCACUAACGAUAAUCUUUUCAAUUUAUGACAGUUUUCAGUCUGAAGUCUGACAGUUUGCUGGUUUUGUUGUACAAGUGCUCACUGUAUGUCUUCUGAUCUUUAUGUAGUUCAAUCCUCCAUAGACUAGGUUCUAGAUUUAUAUCAAGGUGAACCAUAUCCGUUACUCAUAUUUAGGCUUAAACAUAUCAACCUGGAGUAUGAAUGAUGAUUCUGAAAA